AAGUACUGAAAAUUGAGAAAUGGAAAUAGAAAAUUGUUACAAAAAAUUGAUUUCUUUGUACUGAAUUCUUCGUGAAAUGUUGAAACAAACAUGGUUGUUAUAAAUUUGUUUUCGAUUUUACAAUGGUAUUUGAGGCCUUUUAUCAAAUGGUUUCUAAGGAAGACCACAAAAUUAUGCGAAUUGCAAAGAAUUUGUUACGGCGACAGGGUCGGUGCAGAAAGAACAUGUAACGUAGAAAAUUCAUUAAUGCUAUCAAGAACAAGAGAUAUCCGUGAAGUGGUUUCGUAUUUAGACUCCGUUGUUGCUGAGGGAAAUUUUAUACCUACUAAUUUCUGCAGUAUUCUUGAUCCCGCUAUAGGAAUUGUCGUUAGAGUGAAAAAAAUUAAUCUGAAACUUCACGGCCCGUUUGUGCCGUCUUUCCGACGCUGCUUAGAACAAAUAUGGAGCUACAGACAGUUAAUUGACGAAGUAGAAGCAGUUCGGCAAAUAGAAUUUGAUAGCAAUAAUGCUGAACAUGAGCAUAAACUGCUCACAUUGUGGAACCUUCUAAUGCCAGGCACACCAUUAGAAAGCAGAGUCUCUAAAGAUUGGCAAAUCAUAGGCUUCCAGGGUGACGAUCCAAAAACAGAUUUUCGAGGAAUGGGACUUUUAGGUUUAGAAAAUCUGCUGUUUUUUGCCACAGAAUAUCCACAAGCAUCAAGCCAUGUCCUGAGCCACUCCUUACACCCAAAAUAUGGUUAUACAUUUGCCAUUGUUGGCAUUAAUUUAACAUCAAUGGCAUACUACCUGCUCAAAGAAGGUUCAGCAAAGAGCUACAUGUUUAAUGCUAGAAACUACUUGCCUUGUAUAGAUUUGUUUCACAAGUUUUACUGCUAUCUAUUUUAUGAAUUUGACAAAAUGUGGUUGGAAUCUAAGCCUGAAAAUAUUAUGGAGUUUCCAAUCAUUUUUAAAAAGUUUGAAAUGGCAAUACGUUCAGAACUGGGUGACCCAGCCUCAGUAUUUAGAAUAAACCUAGAAGUUGAUACUAUUUAACUAAAGUUCUAGUCAAUUUCAUUUACAUCAGGAUCUCAAAUUAGUGGAGACAGGCACAUUUCAUGCAAGAAAACAAUAAAAGGCUUUAAGCACAAAUGGCACAUAAUUGGCUUGUUCUAACUUACCAUUUUGUGGAUUAAAUACAAUACAAUUAUUUGCAAAGCAUAUACUUACCUAUUUAGUAUUUAAUGAUAUUGUUACUAAGUAGGGAAUAUUUAAUCUGAUGGUUUGGACUAUAGAUUCCAUUUCGGCGAAAUAAUACGCACAAUAAAAUAUAAAUAGACAUUUCAAUAUUUUCUAGAAUGCCUGACUAAAUCUGACAAAUUACAUUUCAGUAAUGAUUUGUUGAGCAUUAGGUUGCGUUUUCCACCAGAGAUAUGUUGCAAGGAAUGUGUUUUUAAGAUCCAAUAACAUCGCCGCACUGAGCG
Messenger RNA from Aricia agestis (brown argus), 1460 nucleotides. Its product is annotated as ELMO domain-containing protein 2. The record is from RefSeq and is a predicted model, not a curated record. Gene Ontology annotation, molecular function: GTPase activator activity. Lineage: Eukaryota; Metazoa; Arthropoda; Insecta; Lepidoptera; Lycaenidae. Bases 91 to 1032 code for a protein of 313 amino acids. The transcript is spliced from 2 exons.